AUGAAAAUGGAGGAGCGAGAGGCAGCAGGCCGCACAGUGGGGGAAAGAUCUCAAAGGGCAGAAAAAGCCUCUUGUGAUGUCCCAAUGGAGAGAAAAUCUUUGCAGAGGGUGCCAGCGCAACAUAAGAUUAAACAGGAACCAGGAGAGGGGCUCGUUCAUCACUGGGAAACUCAGUGGCAGGAGUUUCUGAAGACCAUGGAGGCCCCUCAUUCAGGAUGGGUCAUCCCCCAGUUGCCAGAGGAGCCCACCCCAUGGGACAAUGUCAAGGCCUUCCUAGCUUCCUUCGAGCAAGUGGCUGAAGCCUGCUGCUGGCCCAGAGAAGAGUGGGUGACCCGACUCCUGCCGGCCCUCAGUGGAGAAGCCGAGCAAGCUUUUAAUCAGUUGGAGGUCAGAGACAGGGAGGAUUAUGGGAGAGUGAAGGCAGCCAUCUUGCGAGUGGACACUAUCAGCAGGGAGAAGUGGCGCCAACACUUCCGGCAUUUUUGCUACCAGGAGGCCGAUGGACCGAGAGGGGCUCACAGCCGACUCCAAGAGCUCUGCCAUGGGUGGUUAAAGGUUGAUAGACAUACCAAGGAGCAGAUCCUGGAGCUGUUGAUCUUAGAGCAAUUCCUGACCAUCCUUCCGUUGGAGAUCCAAACCUUGGUUAGGGAAGUUGGGCCGGAGACCUGCUCCCAGGCAGUGGCCUUGGCGGAGGAUUUCCUGCAGAUGCAAAAAGAAGCUGAACGGGCAGAGAACCAGGUGGCACUUGAGGAGUCAGCUGUGAACUUCUCUGAGGCUGGCCAGGCUCCAUAUCAGAUCGAACAGAGGCAGUGGUGCGUGGAGGCCAGAUGGGCAGAGGACAGAAGUACAAGACUUGUGGAAGCUAAAAGGUGGAAGAGUGUUCAUGAUGGAGAGACACAUACACGAGAAGAUUUGGAGCAUGCAGGACCAACUGAGUUGUUGGCCAGCCGAGCGGAAGAGAGUAUUUCCUCAGGCAGUGAGCCGGAAAAUGCCCCUGAGGGUCAGGAAUGGCAAAGUGAAGCCAACCCAGGAGAGGGAGUAGAUGAAUCUGUUUCUUCUGGGGAUUUGGGGGAAACUGUAGACCUACAGGGUACCUGUUCUGGCAAGAGGCAAAAACUGUACAGUGUUUAUGGGAAAAGUCCCGGAUUCAUUAUAAAUCAGAAAGCACACCCCAGAGGAAAGCCACAGAACAAAUGCUUGAUUUGUGGGAAAUCUUUCUUGUAUAGCUCAGAUCUCAUAAUUCAUCACGGAAUCCACACAGGUGAGAGACCCUAUGAAUGCCCUGACUGUGGCAAGAGAUUCAGCCGUGGCUCGGAUCGUAACCGCCAUCAGAAAAUCCACACUCAAGAGAAACUGUACAAGUGCCUUGUCUGUGGGAAAUGCUUCCUUUACAGCUCGGACCUUAUCAUCCAUCAGAGAAUCCACACCGGCGAGAGGCCAUACGAAUGCCUGGAUUGUGGGAAAAGGUUCAGUUGCAGCUCGGAUCGUAACCGCCACCAACGGAUCCACACUGGGGAGAAGCCUUAUGUGUGCUUGGACUGCGGGAAACGGUUCAGCCAGAAAGUUCAUCUGAAUAGACACUGCAGAAUCCAUGUGGGAGAGAAAUCAUUCAAGUGCCCAGAAUACGGGGAAAGCUUCAGCGUGAGCUGAAAACUUUGUUGCGUGUUUCGACUUAAGCACAUUUUGCUCCGAGUUUUCUGUAUGUUAGUUCUACAUUUUCUACUUUGGCUGGACUCUUGUCUUUGGCCAAAGUAGUUAUGAUUUUACACUUCUUGUGCCCUCUGCUUAGCAAAGAGCAGGAUAAAAUGAGUAUCUCCUCUGAAAACCAAGAUUCAAGUUCAGUAGCAUCUUAAAGACCAGCAGCAUUCCAGGAUAUAAGCUUUCGUGAGUCAAAGAUCCCUUUUUCAGAUACAAAGCUUUGAGAAUGCUUUGAUUCUCAAAAGCUUAUACCCUUGAAAUCUUGUUGGUAUUGAAAAUGCUACUGAAUUUGUUUCUCACUCUAUUACUGCAGACCCAAGACAGCUACCCACAUGAAACUCCUCUGAAAAGUGUCUCUUAGUAUUAAUAGGCUUCAUUCUCUACUUUAAAGUCACCGUUUUGUGUCAUCCCGAGAAUGAACUUUGUGUAGGAUUCUCUCAUUUCUUUAGCAGGUUAAUUUGGUGGGCAGAGUGGGAGGGAAUAUCUCCAACAAAAGGGGCCACAUUGAAUGAUGAGGGCGGGGGCAGAGAAAGAAGGUAUUGUAACCUGGAAAAUGUGUCUGAAAGCCAGGAGUGGAAAGAGCAAACUCACCUUACAGAGAAAAGACCUUUCUUGUGGUGUUGCUUGAGCUAAGAAUUCAUGCUGGAAAGAUGAAGAACCUUCAGUUCUUAAGGGGAGAGCUUCAAGCUGAGUUCAGGCCCCUAUAAAAGUAAAAGAAUUUUCAUGAGAGGGAAAUUGUCUCUCUUUGUGGUCUUCAGCUUUGCUGGUAGCUCAGACCUUAUUUGUCCAAAAACUCCUUACUAACAAGAGAGUAUAUGAAUACCCAGAAAAAAUUAAACUUCAUAGUCAUCAAAACACCCAUGUAGGUGAAAAACACUCGGGAGGGCUCAGAAGCAACCCAGGUGUUGGUUUCUGGCUCCAUAGAGAAAUCCAGCUCAGAGAAGCCAUAUAAACAUUCCUAUUGUUGGGAAGGAAUUGGGGUGCAGGCCACCCUCAGUUGUCACUUGAGAAUCCACUCUAUGUGCUUGGCUGGUGGGAAAAAAGCUGCUGGAAAAACUGAACUUGAUUGGCAUCCGAACGGGUAAAUUCUCUGAAGUUAGAGAAAGAAGAGCUGAAAUCUCCUUGCUCUUCAUGAGUAGAACACGAUAGAAACUGAAUUAUGCGAAUGAACAAACUGCAGAAAAGGUUGGCUGCAAUUCAGACUGUUAUGUAAGAGGGAAAGAACAAAUUUAAAAGAAGUCUGUUUUCCUGGAGCAGUCAUAGAUGAUCUGAAAAAUA
Molecule: messenger RNA, 2976 nt
Organism: Eublepharis macularius
Lineage: Eukaryota; Metazoa; Chordata; Lepidosauria; Squamata; Eublepharidae
Product: zinc finger protein 24-like
Exons: 3
Coding region: 1-1650 (549 amino acids)
Biological process (GO): regulation of transcription by RNA polymerase II
Molecular function (GO): DNA-binding transcription factor activity, RNA polymerase II-specific; RNA polymerase II cis-regulatory region sequence-specific DNA binding
Source: RefSeq, a predicted model, not a curated record